Chironomus riparius is the source of this 876-nucleotide messenger RNA. NCBI's taxonomy places the organism in Eukaryota, Metazoa, Arthropoda, Insecta, Diptera, Chironomidae. The record is from the annotation of a GenBank genome assembly.
UCUGGUUAAUAAGUUUUUCUUGGCCCGAGCAGCCAAACAGCCGAACAAAGUGUAUUAUUAAGCUACCUUUUAGAAACAAGUUUUAAAAAUGCUGUUAAAAAGCGGGACUGUCCCUCGCAAAAGUGCGCAGUUGGACAGUAAGCUCUCCCAGACUACGUUCUAGUGUCUAGCUGUUCGGGGGAAUCUACGAUAAAAUCAUUAAACACCCGUGCCUUAAAAACCAACCUCCAAUCUAAGUGUCAAUCAUAUUUAAUGUUCAUUCCUUUAAAUUUACAGUUUCUCGUCAUUCAAAUCUUCAUUUUGAUUUGCUUCUUCCAUUUGUCAUUAUCGAGGAACUUAUUAGAAUUUUUUGGAUUUGGAAGAAUCGGAAAUACCAACAACAACCGUUGGAAUAGCAACAGCAACAACUUUAACAAUGGAUACAACAACUUCAACAGGAACAAAAUGAACCGUCCAAGCAACUUCAACUAUUGGGGUGGCUACUUCAACAACAACAAUUACAAUAGAAACAGCAACAGAAAUAACAACAAUUUUGGACUAAGUUCCUCGAACAUUCAAAAUGCAAGAAGAAGACUUUUAAGCAGUUACAGCUUUUUUGGAUUCUUCAGACCACAAACCCAGCCCAGCAACUCAAAUAAUCCCAACAACAGUGCAAAUAACAAUUACAAUUACAACUACAACAACUAUGGAAGCAACAACUAUGGAUCAAAUUCUAAUAACAACUACAACUAUGAUUAUGUUGGGAAUAGUAAUAAUAAUAAUAAUAAUUAUGGAUCUUAUGGAUCUUCGAGUGAUUACUCGUGAUGAAUUUGUGCGUUAGAAAAUUAUUUUUGUGAUUUAUUUUAAAGAGUUUAAAGAAUAAAUUUGGUAUUUAAG